AUGGGGGCUUUCAAAUCUCCUGGUCCAGAUGGAUUUGAAGUAGACUUUUAUCAACACCAUUGGGAUGAUGUGGGUCCUAAGGUGAGUAAGGCUGUUCUAGAGGUGUUAAAUGGGGGAGAAGGGCAUAGUUCUAUGCUGAGUCAAGCUGAAAUUAAUGGAAGGAUUAAAGGGAUAGCAGCUGCAAGAGGAGGGACUCGAAUUAAUCAUUUUCUCUUUGCAAAUGAUUUUGUGAUUUUCAGUAAAGCAAGUAGAGAUGAGUGGCUGGCUAUUCAUGAUAUACUGAAGCUGUAUGAGGUCUCCUCAGGCCAGAUGUUAAAUAGGCAGAAGACAACUUUGCUCUUCAGUUCUAAUACAAGAGAAUUAGUUAAGAGGGAAAUUUUGCAAGAAGCUGGUGAUGAUUCCUUGGGGGUUUAUGGUAAAUACCUGGGUCUUCCUACUAUGAUUGGUAGAUCCAAGAAGCUAAGUAGAGAGCUCAAUUCCAUGCUUGCAAGAUUCUGGUGGAAUGACAAUAAAGAGGGUAGAGGCAUCCAUUGGAGAGGGUGGGGCUUAAUGGGUAAUAAUAAGAAGGAGGGUGGGAUGGGUUUUAGAGAUAUUGAUAAUUUUAACAAGGCUAUGCUUGCCAAGCAAGAGUGGAUGCUGCAAACUAGUGUAGAUUCAUUGGCAGCAAGGAUUUUUAAGGAAAAGUACUACAGGAAAGGCCAAUUUGUUGAGGCUAAAAUUGGCUACAAAUCUUCAUAUAUGUGGAGGAGUUUAUUGUCUACACAAGCCUUGGUCAAAUCAGGUUGUGUGUGGAGGGUGGGAAACGGGAAAAGUAUUUCCAUUUGGAUUGAUAGAUGGCUUCCCAAUGCAGUAGGCUUUAAGGUAAGAUCCCUAGUCAAUCGGUUAGAGGCUGACUCUAAGGUGAGUUCUCUUAUUUUUGAAGAUAUCCAUUCCUGGAAUGAGGUGUUGAUUGGGGAAAUUUUUAGUAGAAAUGAAGCUGCUCAAAUUUGUAGCGUACCAUUGAGUUGGUAUGGAGAGGAUGAUAAAAUCCUAUGGGGUUACACUAAGGAUGGAAGGUUUUCCAUGAAAAGUGCAUAUCACCUGUGUAAUGACAUGGAAGGAGAGGGGCUUGGUGAAUGUUCAAACAGACAAGCUCAGAAAAACGUUUGGGAAGGAAUAUGGAGUCUUGUUGUUCCUAACUCUGCUAAACAAUUUUUGUGGAAGGCUAUUAACAGCAUCUUGCCAACAAAACAUAACUUAUGUAAGAGAAGAAUUCUUGAAGAUGCUUCUUGUCCAAUUUGUUGUUUAAAUGAGGAAACUAUUGGUCAUGUUUUAUGGUCGUGUCCAGCUACUUCUGAUGUGUGGGCAGAAAAGGACAGUGGCCUACAGAAGUGGAUUUGUGAAGAGAGGGAAUUCUUCAAAAUCUGGACUGAUAUGCAGGAAAGUUUGCAGAAAAAUAGAGUAGAAGAGAUUGUUAUGAUCUUGAGAGGUUUAUGGUCUAGAAGGAAUAAAUUGGUCUUUGAAAGCAAAUUUGAGAGUCCAAGCAGAGUGGUCACUAAUGCAAUAUCUAGCCUCAAGUGCUUUCAAGCAUCUCAAGCUGAGAUGAAACAGCUUAAGGUUCCUAACACAAACAGGAGGAUGGAUACUAAGUGGAAGCCACCUGAUGUGGGAGUUUCUAAACUCAACUUUGAUGCGGCUAUAGACAAAGUUGAAAACAGAAUGGGAUUGUGCAUAGUAGCAAGAAAUCAUUUGGGGGAGCUUCUGUUUUCCUACAGUGCUUCAAGAUUGUUUAGUGGCACUUCUGAUAUGGCUGAAGCUGCUAGUCUUUGGAAGGCUAUGGAUCUAGCAAUAGAGCUGGAUAUAAGAAAUGUAGUGUAUGAAGGAGAUCAUGAAAGAAUCAUUAAAGGGGUGACAGAGGAAAAGGAAGCAUUUGCUUGGAUGGAUCAGAUGUUCAAAGAUAUGCAGGGCAGGCUACUAAAUUGA
Carya illinoinensis is the source of this 1962-nucleotide messenger RNA. RefSeq lists its product as uncharacterized. NCBI's taxonomy places the organism in Eukaryota, Viridiplantae, Streptophyta, Magnoliopsida, Fagales, Juglandaceae. The transcript has 3 exons. The record is from RefSeq and is a predicted model, not a curated record. Bases 1 to 1962 code for a protein of 653 amino acids. Gene Ontology annotation, molecular function: RNA-DNA hybrid ribonuclease activity; nucleic acid binding.